Molecule: messenger RNA, 3600 nt
Organism: Amphibalanus amphitrite
Lineage: Eukaryota; Metazoa; Arthropoda; Thecostraca; Balanomorpha; Balanidae
Product: long-chain specific acyl-CoA dehydrogenase, mitochondrial-like
Exons: 7
Coding region: 309-1670 (453 amino acids)
Biological process (GO): fatty acid beta-oxidation using acyl-CoA dehydrogenase; long-chain fatty acid catabolic process; carnitine metabolic process, CoA-linked
Cellular component (GO): mitochondrion
Molecular function (GO): flavin adenine dinucleotide binding; long-chain fatty acyl-CoA dehydrogenase activity
Source: RefSeq, a predicted model, not a curated record
GUGACCGGGGUUUAUCCACUGACCUUUUGAUCCAGGGUCUUGAAAUGGUCACGUGACAAUUCUCAGCUUCACGGCAUGUAAAUGUGGAGAAUCAUAGAGUUAUCACGUGACUUAUAUGCCCUCCGGCGUCCUGUUUUCAGAUUCCACCGUCUUGAGUGGUGUAAAUUGUGUUAUUUGACAUAUUCGCACGGUUUUGUCUGUUAUUGUGUUGUUAUAUGCUAUCAUUUACGGCCUUGUUCCAAGUGGUUGUGCUUUAAGACCUAUCAAUUUUUAUAUUUACACUGAAUAAGGUCAAGGUUUAAUUUGAAAUGGCCAGAUUUCUUUCACCCAGUCUGAGAAGACAUCCGGUUAUCUCAUGUCCGCUUAAUUUCAUGUCAUGUCAAUUCCCACGGCUGUCAAAGAGCAUUACCAAUGCUGCAAGUUUUUCAUCUCAACCUACCAGACAGUUCGGGCUGUCAGCAAGUUCGUCAUCGGAGUUUCGCCCACCCCCAUCUCAGAUGCUGAAGCUCACGGACAUUGGAUCUCGUCCUCUGUUCAAUUCUGAUCAUGACAUAUUUAGGCAAGCUGCUCGCAAGUUCUUUGAUGCUGAGGUUAAGCCAUAUCACGCACAGUGGGAGAAAGAUGGGCAGGUUUCCCGAGAAGUUUGGCUGAAGGCCGGAGAGCAAGGUCUCCUCGGGGUCAAUACCCCGGCCGAGCACGGAGGCAUCGGAGGCGACUGGCUGGACGCUACUAUCGUCCUCGAGGAACAGGCAUAUAGCACGUGUAGCGGGCCUGGCUUUGCGAUACAUAGCGACAUUGUGAUGCCAUACAUCUCUCACUAUGGCACACCGGAGCAGAUCCAGCGUUACAUUCCGGGACUGACGGACGGUACAAAGAUCGGCGCUAUCGCCAUGACCGAACCGGGAGCGGGCAGUGACCUUCAAGGAAUUCGCACAACGGCAGUGAAGGACGGCGACGACUACAUCCUGAACGGCAGCAAGGUAUUCAUCACCAACGGCUACAUGUGCGACGUGGUGAUCGUGGUGGCCAUCACCAACCCCUCGGCCAAGUCGCCCGCUCACGGCAUCAGCCUCUUCCUCGUGGAGGAGGGCAUGCCCGGCUUCCGCAAGGGCAAAAAGCUAAACAAGAUGGGCAUGAAGGCGCAGGACACUGCCGAGCUGUUCUUCGAGGACGUGCGCCUGCCCAAGUCGGCCCUGCUGGGGAAGGAGAACGGCGGCUUUUACCAGCUGAUGCAGGAGCUGCCGCAAGAGCGUCUACUCCUCGGCAUCAGCUCUAUGGCUGCGAGCGAAUGGGCCUUUGAGGAGACCCGCGAGUACCUUCUCAAUAGGAAGGCCUUUGGCAAGACACUCAGCAACCUGCAGACGAUUCAGCACCGUCUGGCGGCGAUGAAGACCGAGCUGGUUGUGAACCGCGCCUUCACCGAUCAGUGCAUCGAGCUGCACAACCAGGGCAAGCUGGACGGCGCCAUGGCCUCCAUGUGCAAGUACUGGAUCACGGACCUGCAGAACCGCAUCACUUACGAGGGUGUGCAGCUGCAUGGUGGCUGGGGCUAUAUGUGGGAGUACCCUAUCUGCAGAGCAUACGUCGACGCCAAGGUGCAAACAAUUUAUGGAGGAAGUAAUGAGAUUAUGCGAGAACUGAUAGCCCGGUCCAUAGUGUCGAAGAAGUGAGCUCGGAGCUAUGGAAGUAACGUUUUAUGGUGAAAAGGUGAAGUGCAAUAUGUCAGCAUAGAUUUGUUGCAGAAAUGCACGGGAAAUUGAAUGUCUAUAGACAACGUCGCCAUGUUAUGUAGAAAUAUGUGAUGACUGAUGAUAAUCCUCUUCUGUCAUGGAUUCUGCUCUUGCUUGAUGCCAACGCAUUAAAACAUCGAAUUAUUCUCACACUGCCGUUGAUAAGGUAGGUACCGUAAACGGGGGUGACUUUGCCAUGUUUUCAACUUUAGACGCUUGUAUUAUUUAAACUUGUUAACGCAUUGGGAUGACUCUAUGUUCAAAACACGGAUGAAGAUUAGGUCUUUGGUUUUUGCUAUAAUCGUAAUUUAUAUCUUGCCUGAAAAUGUUAAUUUUUAAAGAAAAUGAGUUGUGGCAAAGUUAAACUGAAAAAGGGGUGACUUUGCCACUAUGCCAAAUGAUGGUUUUUUAACGCUAACAAAUAUUUAUCAAACAUUUUUUUCAGUUGUAUGGGGAAGGGCAACGAUCCUUAAUUGUUUGAUGGGAAAAAUAUAAAGUAAUUCGAUGUUUUUUGCUCUUAAAUGAUGUACAAAAAGGAGAGAUACAUUACUUUUAUAAUACAUUAUACUUGUUGAAAAUAAUUGAGAUUUUAUGGUAAACAGAAACUGAAAAAUGGUUCAGAUUGUAUCGGUACUCUAGGACCUUGCCGCUUUCUUCCAGCGGCAUUCAGAGGAACAGAAAGAGGACGUUCUUGCGGCAACUUUCCGGCAACCUUAUUAUCAGUGUUUUGAUCUAUAAAAUGGUACAUAUUUCUUCAGCCAGUCAUACUGGCCAACUCAGGAAAUGUAGACGAUCUUGACUGUGCUGAAAAAAUGGGCCCAGCUUCAUCCAUUUUUUUAUUUUGGUAAUUUUUGCUUUUCUAUACUACCACUGUGCAUUCCUGUGUUAAUUUUCAAUAUAUAAGCUUUUACUUUCUAAAAACCAAUUUGGAGAUCAAAAUGCUGCUACCUUAAAAUAUUAUUUUGAAUUGCAUUGGAUAAGUAUUUCAUUUUUGCAUUGAUAACAUGGUGGCAAAGUCACCCCAUGUUGUCUGUGAUUCACUUGGAAAAAUCUCCACCAAAAAUUUUAGCUAAAUGAAGGGACAAAUGCCAGUUUUGUUGGAUAUGCUAACUAAACAGUAUUGUCAUGAUCAAUCAUACCAAGUUUCAGCAUCGCAGUUCGUCUGAAACAUGAUUAGAUAAUAAGAAGUUCUGACCUCUUCAAAUUUGACCAUUUCAAUGACUCCAAUAAAGUGGAGUCCAAUUAGGCAUUUAGUGGUAAGUUAUCUCUCAGUGUUGGUUAUAUUGGAAGGCCCAUCAAUUAUCUUUCAUGCGUGCAUAAAACAGUAUUACAUUCUUCGUAAAAUAUCACUGGAGAUCUACCUAAAGGCUUUUUCGAGAAGCAUGGCAAAGUCACCCCGCAAGGCAAAGUCACCCCCGUUUACGGUACCUGCUAAUUAAGCAUUUUCAAAUAGUUUUCAUUUUCAUAAUUUAUAGCAUAUUUGGUAACUAGCCAGAACAAAUAUUUUAUGGAUAACUUGACCAUUUCCGAACGAUAGCCUGUUAACCAUUCAGCACUCCAGCGUGUCUGUCGUAAGGUUGUCUUUUUAUCUGUGCUUACACCAACUGUCUUCGAAUGUCAUUGAUUUAUUUGAUAUCUUGGUAUGUCAAAGGUGCAUGUGCUUAAAUGACCUCGAUGGCAGCUCCUUUUAAGAAAACUAGUGCUUUUGAAAACGUAGCUUUUUGAAGUCUUUGCGGUUCGUGGUGAUAAAUAUCUAGAUACAUAGUACAUACCUCCUAAGUUUCGCAUCCAAUGUCGAUGUUGUUAGUUGAAUUAGAUAUUCAAGCUGUAUCUCUUUUUAGUGUGAUGAAAUAAACACGUUCAGCAUGUG